ACGUUUUGUGUGUGUUCGGCGAGUCGGUGAACGAAAGUAGGCGCCGUCCGUGUUUAUCGUUACAUCAAUAACCGGACAGUGUGAGACGUUUUCGAUCGCGUACGUUACGAAAACCAGUGCCCGAAUUGAAUAACCGUCGCUAACGACGUGUGUUUGUGUCAAAACUUUUGUACGGUCGCGUUUCAUCGGGACGAGAGGAGUGACGAUGGGUGAUCGCCGGGAUUAGGUUCACGCGUCCAGCUACGUUCCCGGAUAAUUGAGUUCCGACAGCAGUAAUUUUCCGUAAAACUGGGGCAUAAGGAUACAAGCGGCACCAAAAUGGUGGACUACUACAGAGUCCUCGAGGUGCCAAAAGGUGCGACGACCGCUGAAAUUAAAAAGGCUUACCGAAAGCUCGCCCUGAAAUGGCAUCCGGACAAGAACCCCGACAACAUGGACGAGGCCACCAAAAAAUUCAAAGAAAUCUCAGAGGCCUACGAAGUCCUGUCUGAUGAUUCGAAGCGAAAAAUAUACGACACAAGAUCGACAAGAAGCACGUCGGCGAGGACCACCAGAUCGUAUAGGAGUUCGUAUUUCGAUAGCCACAACCCGUUCUCGUCACCCUAUUUCGACAAAAAGAGACGUAUGUACGACCAGUAUGGAAAAGACGGCCUGAUAAACGGAGGCAGAAGCGGCAGAACCAGGCUAGAUGACGAUUUCGACUACAACAGUUUCGGCUUCUUCACCUUCAGAGACCCGGAGGACGUCUUCAGGGAAUUCUUCGGCGGAUGCGUUUUCGAUCUCCUCAACGACAUGCACACAGGUAGACACCAGUCGUCCCACUCGCGACGUUCCAACCGUCAUUCACACCCGCAAAACGUAGCCCUCAGCAACACGUCGCUGUUCAGUCCGUUCGGUUUCACAAUGGGCGGCAGUCUGGUGGACAACUUCUUCGGUGGAGGACUCGCCGGCAACGGGGGCUUCACCUCGUUCAGCUCGUCCACGUUCAGCAAUGCGGGUGGCCCGGUGUCCGGUAACGUUAAGAGAACGUCCACUUCUACAAGGUUCGUGAAUGGAAAGAAGAUCACCACCAAGAAAGUAUUUGAGAAUGGAAAAGAAACGGUGAUGUCCUACGAGAACGACGUACUAAAAUCGAAGACUGUCAAUGGGGUUCCUCAGAGUUUAACGUACAGUUAAGCCGACUGUUAAGCAAAAUUACCUUUGCCAUCCCAUACUUAUAGCAUAUAUUUGUCACAGUGAUUAUUGUAGUAUGAAAUCCUUGAUUUAACAAUAAAUGUGAUUUUGAUGUUACAUACAAGACAGUUAUUAAAAUUUGGCCAGUUGCCAAACAUUGUCAAGACUACUGCAACAAUUGUAAUUAAUCUUAAUUUGAUUGUUUAUAAGAUAAUAUAUUUAAUUCUGUUUUCAGAAUUUGCAUUAGUAUCUUUUUAAUAAGAAUAAUAAUAAUAAUAUAUCACACACUACCAGUUUUAUAUUGUUAUUAUUAACAGUUCACUAAUUUUAAGUCAUGUUAGGUUAGUUAUUUUUUUAAAAUUAUUAACAUUCAAGCUCACAAAAUGUGCUCAGAAAUAUCUAAACUUGUUUAGUUCUUGAAUAUAUAUUUUUUAAACGCCUGUCAUGGGAUUGAACUGUUGAUCAACUGAAAUGGCUGAUUUUGUAAAAAUUGGGUUAAAAUGUCUUAAUUUUAUCAAAAUUGUAUAUUUUUCUAAUCACGACCAUUUUAGGAAAGAAAUUAUUCUGUUAAUUUGAACUCUUCAACAGCAAAUACUUCUUAAGUUGUUUUAUCUUAAUUUAUUAAAGUUUGCUGUUGGAAGGUUUCGGAAAAUUUGUUUUUUUUUGUUGCAAGACUGCUAAUAUUUUACAAACAAGCUUGUUCUAAUGCUUAAGUGAAAGCAACUCUAGAACUAAUGUAAAAAGCUGACUAAGUUUAAUUUUUAAAUCCUUUAAUAGUUUUUUAAGUUUUUUGUCUUGUGGAUUAUUUGUUUGUCAGAAAGCAAACAACUGAUCUAUGUUUAAUUUCACUUUGCACUACCAUUUACCUCCACGAAAUUUGUAAAGUCGUCGAAAUGUUUGCGUGAUACGAAAAUGUAGAUAUUAUUUUUUAUAUCUCUGGGCUUUUUUGACGGCUUACAAACUUUAAGGACAUGAGAGAUCGGCUAUAGUCAAUCGUAAAUUAUAUUUGCACACAAGGUGUAUAUGUUUUAGCUUAAACUGUGUGCUUAAGUGUAUAAUUACAUGUUCUGAAUGAAAUAAAUAUUUAUCAAUUAGAGGAA
Messenger RNA from Aethina tumida (small hive beetle), 2273 nucleotides. It is a transcript of the gene mrj, whose product is annotated as dnaJ homolog subfamily B member 6. Bases 319 to 1176 code for a protein of 285 amino acids. Lineage: Eukaryota; Metazoa; Arthropoda; Insecta; Coleoptera; Nitidulidae. Gene Ontology annotation, molecular function: Hsp70 protein binding. The record is from RefSeq and is a predicted model, not a curated record. The transcript has 7 exons.